This is a messenger RNA of Mangifera indica (mango), 593 nucleotides long. RefSeq lists its product as uncharacterized. The transcript has 2 exons. The record is from RefSeq and is a predicted model, not a curated record. Bases 1 to 486 code for a protein of 161 amino acids. Lineage: Eukaryota; Viridiplantae; Streptophyta; Magnoliopsida; Sapindales; Anacardiaceae.
AUGGGUUGGAUGGAGGGAAGUAGCAAAAUAUGUAGCAUACAGUUUGUAUUCAAUAUAGCUUGUAAAUUUAUAUCCAUCGUAGUUAUAAUCCUUGAUAAUUUGGCAAAUUUUAAGCCUGAUUCAGAUUAUAACUUUAGAGUACUUCACAUAAAAGCAAGCGGCAUUGUGCAAAACAGUAGAAAGCCAAGAAAAGCAGCUAAAUUUAAUGGUGCUGUUGAAACUGAAGAUGAAACUGGCAAAGACCCAGAUGGUGUUGAGGCCGAUUCAGGUCCAGGAGCUAUCAUAACGUCUGGAUUUGGAGGGCUUAGACUGGAAGGAAUUGUUGGGAGAGAUGACUCAGUUGGAGAAGGAGCCAUGCCUUUAGGAGUUGGAAACAAAGGAGUAAUGUCUGGUGAUAAAGCUGGAGCAGAAGCUACAGGAUUAGGAGCACUUGGCAAAAAUGCAGGAGCAGCUGAUAUUGUGGAGACUUGUUGUGCAUGUAUUUGAGUUGAGGAAAAAUAAGUGAUAAAGAGCAUAAAAGUUGCCAAGAAUGAUCUAAAGGAAGCCAUUAAAUGAUGAAGGUAUCAAUUCUCCUAUAAUCAACUUUAAUAAAU